AUGCCUCAUCAAGGUGAAACUAUUGUCAUUGUCGGCGCUGGAGUUAUCGGACUAUCAACAGCCCUCCGAGUCCAAGAACGCAUUCUCUCCCAGAAUAACCCGCCGUCCAUCCUAAUCAUCGCACGAGACUUUCCCGGCGAGACAUCUAUCAACUAUGCCACACCAUGGGCCGGAGCUCACUAUCGACCAUGCCCAGGCUAUAGCCCCCAACUAUUGCAAGAAGCCAGAUGGGCAAAGAAAACAUAUGACAUUCUGGAUAGCUGGCCGGAAAAAGACAAACUCACUGCCGGUGUCGAAUUCAUGCGUGGAGAAGAGUUCUUCGAAAGCCCUGCGCCUGAGUAUGUUGACGUUGCGGAAGACGUGUCCAAGUCUGUGUACAGCCACCUCGAAUCAAGCUUCCAGCUAUUCAGCAGAGGCGAGCUGGAUGCCAUGGGCGACUCGCUGACACUCGGUUUUUCUUAUCGGACUUACUCACUGAACAGUCCUGUCUAUGCUUCAUUUCUAUUACGCAGACUUCAGAACAGGGGAGCUCGCGUAAGACAAUACACACUUACGUCACUGGAAGAGGUCUUUUCGAUUCAAGACUCUGUAUCUGUUUUGAUCAACUGCUCUGGUACAGGCUUCGGUGAUGACAAAGUAUUUCCCAUACGUGGCCAGACCUGUCUUGUGCGAAACCUAAUCGAUAGGACGACUACACGUCAAAACGCAGAUGGUACUUGGUCAUUCGCUAUCCCGCGACCUCUAGAAGGCGGUACCAUCAUUGGAGGUACCAAAGAGCCCCAUAACUGGGACCCAUAUCCUUCAUCCGAGACACGGCAGACUCUACUAACCAACGCGGCUAAAUGGUUCCCAUUUGGCUCUGACGAUUCUGCAUCUACCACUACCCGGGCGUCGGAUCGUUUUCAUGUUGUCACAGACAUUGUUGGUCGUCGACCAGCUCGUGAAGGAGGCCUUCGUCUGGAGACGGAGAAGUUGAGACAGGGCACAGUUGUUCAUUCGUACGGUGUUGGUGGAAGAGGUUUUGAGCUAUCAUGGGGUAUAGCAGACGAGGUUGUUGCCUUGCUUGAUAAAAACGGACAUCUGUCAUCACGACCGCGCUUGUAA
Molecule: messenger RNA, 1104 nt
Organism: Fusarium pseudograminearum CS3096
Lineage: Eukaryota; Fungi; Ascomycota; Sordariomycetes; Hypocreales; Nectriaceae
Exons: 3
Coding region: 1-1104 (367 amino acids)
Molecular function (GO): D-amino-acid oxidase activity; FAD binding
Source: RefSeq, a predicted model, not a curated record